Messenger RNA from Gossypium arboreum, 417 nucleotides. Its product is annotated as (+)-neomenthol dehydrogenase-like. The transcript has 3 exons. NCBI's taxonomy places the organism in Eukaryota, Viridiplantae, Streptophyta, Magnoliopsida, Malvales, Malvaceae. The record is from RefSeq and is a predicted model, not a curated record. Gene Ontology annotation, cellular component: membrane. Bases 1 to 417 code for a protein of 138 amino acids.
AUGGUGGUGUUAAUUUCUAGAGAUGAGAAAAGAGGUCUUAAAGCUCUUGAAAGUCUAAAACACUCUGGUCUCUCGGAUUAUCUAGUUUUUCACCAGCUCGAUGUAGCAGACCCUGAAAGCAUUGCUUUUCUGGCAGAUUUUGUGAAGAAACAAUUUGGGAAGUUGGAUAUCUUGGUUAACAAUGCUGCGAUAUUAGGUGCAACAUUUUUUAUUGCUCCUGGUAUUGAGGUAAAUUCGCGUGAUAUAUGGAGUAAAGCAACUGAUGAAAAUUAUGAGUUAGCUAAAAAAUGCAUAGAAAUAAACUACUAUGGUGCUAAAAUAAUUGUUGAAGCACUUAUUCCAUUGCUGCAACUAUCCGACUUACCAAGGAUCGUAAAUGUUUCCUCCUCUGUAGUCAUGCUGAAGGUAGAAUCCUGA